This is a messenger RNA of Melopsittacus undulatus (budgerigar), 5468 nucleotides long. It is a transcript of the gene ADAMTS10, whose product is annotated as ADAM metallopeptidase with thrombospondin type 1 motif 10. The transcript has 25 exons. Lineage: Eukaryota; Metazoa; Chordata; Aves; Psittaciformes; Psittaculidae. Gene Ontology annotation, cellular component: extracellular matrix. Gene Ontology annotation, molecular function: metalloendopeptidase activity. The record is from RefSeq and is a predicted model, not a curated record. The coding region runs from base 549 to 3878 and encodes 1109 amino acids. Gene Ontology annotation, biological process: extracellular matrix organization; proteolysis.
AAAAUUCCUGAGCAAAGUUUUUUUCCCUUUUUUUUUGUCUGUAUUUGAGCAGCCCCUCUCCAUGCUGCCUCCGAGCUGCUCUUAUUACUGCUCACUUCCUGAAAGGAGACUUCUUAGCAAAGGCUCUUGCUCCAGCGCUGCCUGGGUCUGACAGAAGAAGGGUAUUGAGGAAGGCGACAUAAACCCUCAGCCUGGAAACUUUCUGACACACGGGGGGAGAGGGAAGCUUUGACUGCUGCUGGGGAAAAGAAGAAGAAAAAGGCUCAAAGAAUUAAAAGGGGAAAAGAAGAAAGAAGGGAAAACACUCGGAAAGGGGCAAUGCCACCGAGAACCUGGGGUUCACACUAGCCCAUGCUGACCCCGCACAGCACACGGCAAAGACACCGUUGGCUUGGCUGCUUUGGGAGAGCACGGAGCGGCCGAGGAUGCCUGCGGAGGGACCGAGGACUCCUGUCUCUACAUAAGCAGUGGCCGAGGGAGAGACAUGUUGGGACAGCGCCGUUUCAGCUGGCACAAUACUCCCUGCACUGAGACAAGCAUCGCUAACCAUGGCAAUAGCUUGGAGGCUUCUCACAUGGACUGUCAUCUUCACUGCAGCUCUGUGCAACGUUCCCGGCUACACCUUCCAGUCACAAGAGGAGUUCCUCUCCAGCCUGGAUCACUAUGAAAUCGCCUUCCCCAUCCAAGUGGACCAAAACGGGGACUUCCUCACCUUUGAUGUGAGAAGCCAGUUGAAGCAGCGUCCUCGGCGCAGCCUGGGCUCCUUGCCCUACGAGCCAUCUGAGCAGCAGGUCUUCUACAAAGUCUCUGCCCACCGAACCCAGUUCCUCCUCAACCUGACCCUGCACUCCAACCUGCUGGCUGAGCACUUCACUGUGGAAUACUGGAAGCGAGAUGGUGUGGACUGGCAGCAUGAUUUCCAUGAGGACUGCCACUACGCAGGACAUUUGCAGGAUCAGUAUCUGAACUCAAAGGUCGCCAUCAGCAACUGCAAUGGACUGCAUGGGGUGAUCGUCGCAGAUGAGGAGGAGUAUUUCAUUGAGCCAUUGAGCCCGGGAGCCAACGUCAGUGCAGGGACUGAGGGCAAGGGCAGCCCCCACGUCGUGUACAAGCGGUCGUCUCUCCAGUACCCACACAUGGAUGCAGCCUGUGGCGUGCUAGAUGAGAAGCCUUGGAAAGGGAGGCACUGGUGGCUGCGGACACUGAAGCCUUCCCCGCUGAAGCCCUCGGGCAACCACAGCCAGCGUGGCCAACUGCCCCUGAAGAGAUCUGUCAGCACAGAGCGCUAUGUGGAGACCCUGGUGGUGGCUGACAAGAUGAUGGUCGGGUACCACGGGCGGCGCGACAUCGAGCAGUACAUCCUGGCCAUCAUGAAUAUUGUUGCCAAACUUUUCCAGGACUCGAGUCUGGGCAAUAUUGUCAAUAUCCUGGUGACCCGGCUGAUUCUCCUCACUGAGGAUCAGCCCACACUAGAGAUUAACCACCAUGCUGGGAAAUCCUUGGACAGCUUCUGCAAGUGGCAGAAAUCCAUUGUGAACAGGAAUGGCAAUGGGAAUGCUAUCCCCGAGAAUGGCAUAGCCAACCAUGACACCGCAGUGCUGAUCACCAGGUAUGACAUUUGCAUCUACAAGAACAAGCCAUGCGGCACGCUGGGCUUGGCCCCUGUUGGUGGGAUGUGUGAACGAGAACGAAGCUGCAGCAUCAAUGAGGACAUUGGUCUGGCCACAGCUUUCACCAUUGCCCAUGAGAUUGGCCACACGUUUGGCAUGAAUCACGAUGGGGUCGGCAACAGCUGUGGCUCCCGUGGGCAAGAAACAGCCAAGCUGAUGGCUGCUCACAUCACCAUGAAGACCAACCCAUUUGUAUGGUCCACGUGCAGCAGGGAUUACAUCACCAGCUUCCUGGACUCCGGGAUGGGAUUAUGCCUGAACAAUGCUCCUCCCAAGCAAGACUUUAUCUACCCAACAGUGGCUCCAGGACAGGCCUAUGAUGCAGACGAGCAGUGCCGUUUCCAGUACGGAGUUAAAUCUCGCCAGUGUAAAUACGGGGAAGUCUGCAGUGAGUUAUGGUGUCUGAGCAAAAGCAACCGCUGCAUAACCAACAGCAUCCCUGCUGCGGAGGGGACCAUCUGCCAAACCAACACCAUUGAAAAGGGGUGGUGCUACAAGAGGGAGUGCGUGCCCUUUGGCACCAGGCCGGAGGGUGUGGAUGGUGCCUGGGGAUCCUGGUCAUCCUGGGGGGAAUGCAGCAGGACAUGCGGCGGAGGUGUAUCCUCAUCCAUUCGCCACUGUGACAGCCCACGGCCCACGAUCGGAGGGAAGUACUGCCUGGGAGAGCGGAAGCGGUACCGGUCCUGCAACACCGAUGACUGCCCGCCCGGCUCCCAGGACUUCCGAGAGCUGCAGUGUGCCGAGUUCGACAACGUCCCCUUCCGAGGGAAGUACUACACCUGGAGGACGUACCGCGGAGGGGGUGUUAAAGCCUGUUCCCUCAACUGCCUGGCCGAGGGUUUCAACUUCUACACAGAGCGAGCAGCAGCCGUGGUGGACGGGACUCCCUGCAGGCAGGACUCCAAUGACAUCUGCGUCAAUGGGGAGUGCAAGCACGUGGGCUGUGACCGUGUCCUGGGCUCUGACUCCAAGGAGGACAAAUGUCGUGUGUGUGGUGGAGACGGCAGCUCCUGUGAGACCAUUGAGGGUGUCUUCAACCAGUCCCUGCCAGAGGGAGGUUACGAGGAGGUGAUCCAGAUUCCCAAAGGCUCUGUCCACAUCGACAUCCGGGAGCUGAACCUCUCCAUCAACUACCUAGCACUGAGAGGGGAGAGCGGUGACUAUUACAUCAAUGGGAAGCUCUCCAUCGACCCACCACGGCGCUUUGACAUCGCAGGCACAACAUUCCACUACAGGAGAUCCCCAGAUGAGCCUGAGUCCCUGGAAGCCUUGGGACCCACCAACGUCACCCUCUUUGUCAUGGUCCUCGUACGGACAGAGCUGCAGGGGAUCCGGUACAAGUUCAACGCACCCAUCGGCAGGGAUGCCUCCAACAAGUAUUCCUGGCACUACACUCCAUGGACAAAAUGCUCAGUGCUGUGUGCUGGGGGCAGCCAGAUCCAAUCUGUGGUGUGCAGGAAGCUUUCUGAUGGCUCAACUGUCUCCAACCACUUCUGUAGCCCUGAAGCCAAAAUGCCCGAGCGGCAGCGGCCGUGCAAUGUGGAACCGUGCCCUCCAGCCUGGGUGAUUGGGAACUGGUCUGAAUGCAGCCGAAGCUGCAACGAAGGCGUCCGCACACGCAGUGUCUUCUGCAAGCGUAAGAUCUCUGCCACUGAGGAGAAGACUUUGGAUGAUGCUUCCUGCAUCCAUCCACGGCCGAAGAUGCUGGAGCCAUGCAAUAACCAGACGUGCCCUCCAGAGUGGGUUGCCCUAGACUGGUCUGAGUGCACCCCAAGCUGCGGGCCCGGCUUCCGCCAUCGCAUCGUCCUCUGCAAGAGCGGUGACCAUGGCACAACUCUGCCCCCAUCCCAGUGCCAUGAAGGCUCCAAGCCCCCGAGCAGCAUGAGGUGCAACCUGCGGCGCUGCCCACCUCCGCGCUGGGUCACCGGCGAGUGGGGAGAGUGCUCUGCACAGUGUGGCCUCGGCCAGCAAAGAAGAUCCGUCCAGUGCCUGGCUCAUACUGGGCAGCCGUCCAGUGACUGCGUGGACACCCUGCAGCCUCCCAGCAUGCAGCAGUGUGAGACCAAGUGUGAAUCAGGACCUACAGACAACCCUGAAGAAUGCAAGGAUGUGAACAAGGUGGCCUACUGCCCGCUGGUCCUCAAGUUCAAGUUCUGCAGCCGGACCUACUUCCGACAGAUGUGCUGUAAAACAUGCCAGGGGCACUAGGGACCCUGCGUGCCCCCCGUGGGAUAACUGGAAGGCAAAAGCCCUGCCGAAGGGCCACCAAGCCGUGCCCUUCCUCCUCCGUCCCGGCAACCUCCAACACAGACACUGGUCGUGCUUCCAGCGGGAGCCGGUGUCACCCAAACCCGUCCCCUAAAGACACGCACCCUUCGCCCCUGAGCUUCCCAAUGGCAGGUUCCCAGUUAAAUCCCUGCCAGCCACCAACUGGGGUGACAGGAGCCGGCCGAUGGGCGCUGGGAGAAGCUGGGCCCAGCGCAGCAGCGAGGACGUUACUUGAAAUUCUGACUUGUUAUUUAUUAGUAGCAGAGCCAGGUCCUGCAGCCACCCCAGAGGCACUGCUCACCCCGCUCCUGCCUCAUCCCGUUCCUUGCCCGUGUCCCAAGGGCAUCUGGUCUGCAAUGGAGCAUCCCCAGGGAUGCAGUGGGAAUGCCAGGGGAGAGAGGAGGUUUGAGGUGCCACAGGUGAUGAGUGUGGCUUGUGGCUGCUGGGUGAUGGAUGAAGAUGGGCUGCGGUGGGGAAUGGGGUUGGAGCACUUUGCAUCCUGUCACCUUGGGACAUGCAGGAGGGGACAGAGAGCAGGUCACUCAGUGAGCAGUGGUGACACCAGUUUAACUGGGAGGGGGGAUUAUUCAAACUCCCGUACUUGGAUUGGGAUGUCCCCCUGGUUUUCCUUAAAGCCUUGUCACUAUUAUGACAAUUUAUUGCAGAAACACCCCAAAGCAUGAGCUGAGGUGAGGGCCAAGGCGUGCUUGGGGUUGCACCAAUGACACUCUGGCCUGCAGGAAGCAAAGCAAAGGAGGAUGCAGGACAAGAACUGUCUUGGUCACAGUGUCCCUAUUGCUGAGCCGUGACUCAGGACCAGUCUGCCUGGUCCUGGCUGGUCUCUCCCCAUGGCUGCUUUGCCUCCAGAGGUGCUUCACUUCCAAAGGUGCUUUGCCUCCAAAAGGUGCUUUGCCUCCAAAGGCAGCCUCGCCACACACUGCUGUGGCCUUGGGGUGCUGGUCCCAGUGCCACCAGCUCCUCUGCCCUCAGGAGACCUCCACUGAUGGGGAAAGAGCAGGCUUGGGAUUCCUUCAGGUCAUCUCCUGGCCCAUGUCUCCUCCAUAAGCCACCACAGCCUGUGGAGGACACUUGAGAUUCAAACUGACAAAACAUACACUUUUUGUUAUCAUUGUUAUUAUUUUCAGGCCUUUCUACAUCACAAAGAGGGGGAAGUCUUGACCAAAGCCAUGUUCUGUUCCCCUGGGGGGUCAUCCAUACGCUGUGGGGAGGUGGACAACCCUUCGUCCCCAGGGCAAACCUCUCCACCCAUCCGGUCCCCAUGUGUUAUCUCCCAUCUGUAUCUUCACCCGCUCGUCAGCCUCUCUGGUGCUCAGCAAAACCCUGUUUGGCUGCCAAGUGGGCCUUCAUUUGUGUUCCUUCCUGGUGCCAUGCUCCGUUCUGACAUGUUGGGGAGGGGAGGGGGUGUUUUCACCUUUUAUAUAGAUAUAUAUAUAAUGACAAAUGUUUAACAUACUAACUCUGAGGAGGAGCGACGUAACGGCAUGAUUUAUAAUAAAGGAGUAGCUACGA